AUGGCACCCAAUAUUGCGUCCAUGAACAACAGCAACAGCUGUAGUGCAAUGGGCCGUCAGUCAAUUGCAGAUCUAACAACCAGUAUUAAAUCAACCAAAGGAGAUAUCCCACCGCCCUUGGUGGGUGCUUCCACUACUAUCAUUGGCGAUAACAUCUAUGUGUUUGGCGGGAGAGUAGCGUCAACAAGACAGAUGACAAACCACCUGUAUAUACUUCAUCUACCAACGCUGGUUUGGGUAAGACACAUUGCUCCUCCAGAUUCAGCAUCUGCUCCGGUUCCUCGGUACUUUCAUUCAGCUUCCACUUACCUCGAUCGAUACAUUGUCGUCUUUGGUGGCAUGGGCAAUACGGCAGGCAACAAGAGAGCACGGCAACUACAGCAACAGCAACAGCAACAGCAACAGCAGCAUCAUAUGUCAAAUGGAGAUGAGCAAUUGAGCGCCAUGGAUGAUGUGUCCAUGUUUGAUAUCGAUACAAUGUGCUGGAUUGAAAUCAAUGUACUACCAAGCAUCUUUACACCGCAAGCUCGUUAUGCCCAUCUCUCAACAGUGUGGGAUUCAAGUAAGCUCGUUGUGAUGGGAGGCCAAGAUAUUGCAAAUCAGCACAUCAAUGAAAUCAAUGUCUUUGAUCUCAAGGAAAUGGCUUGGGUUCACGGUGGCCCUAUGAAUGGGCCCUACGACGCUUAUCGUGCUGUUGCUUUCUGUCCUCUGUCAAAUGCCAGUAACACAACUGCGUUUGGUAGUAAGGAAACAUUUGACUACUUUUGGAACAGCCCUCCUCAGUCUGAUGAAUUGCAGCAACAACAGCAAAAACAGACAGAAGCAGUACCUCCAGUCUGCGUAUACUCCAACUACAAUUUCAGCGAUCUCACUAGAGAAUUGCAGAGCUUUUACCCCAUGAAGUCAGCACAUGUUGUUGAAUUCUGUAAUCAUGCUGCAAAAAUGACAGGCUCCUUGCUGCCACCUGGUCUUCGGUUCCCUACAGGUCAGUUGGUAGGCCAAUAUUUCGUGGUAUCUGGUACGUUCCUGAGCUCCACCAAGCGAGGAUUUCAGGUCUGGGCACUGAAUUUGACAAACCUGACUUGGUCACAUAUUGAUACCAGCUCCAAUCUAUCCGACGGCUCUUGGAAUCGUGGUUUGCUCUCGAAUCAAAAGUAUUAUGUGUUGGGACACGGUCAGCGUGAUCUGAAGGAUGAUUAUAGCUAUCGACGCACCAACUUUGAUCAUAUUGCGACAAUUGAUCUGGAAGCCUACGGUAUCUACUGCCUUCCCAGCUCUACGUGCUCGUCAGAAGCUCAAGAUUUGGGGCUUUCCAUGCUUAAUGAGCCUAGCAUCACUGAUUUAACCAUCUGGACCUCCGAUCAGCAGGCCAUACCCAUCAAUUCCAUCAUUUUGGCCGAGCGAUGGCCAGGAUUUGCUCAGCUACUGGAAGGACAAAGUACAAAAUCUACAGCAAAAGCAACGGCAGACACACUCCAAACACAGAAAAAGCACCUCUUGUUUCCCGAAAGCUAUGCAGUGACCCUCGCUUUUUUGCAGUACAUCUACAGCGACCAUCUCAUCACUGCACAACAGCAUCAGCCUCAGAUUCUCUGCCGACUACUGAUCUUGGCAGACAUGUACAGAAUGAACAGACUGUUGGAAUUGACUACCUACGCACUGCAUCAACUGCUUACCAUUUCCACUGCAAGCAUGGUUUAUGAAACUGCUGCACUCACUUUCCAAAGCGCACUACAAAUCCGUGCUCUGCGUAUCAUGAUCAAUGCCAAGCGUAUGCUGUUAGGGCAGCAGAAUCCACACUCAAAGGAGCCAUCAUCUGCAACACAACAUAACACAAAUUCACAUCAGCAACUCCAGCACUCUCUGUCCUCACCCACGCAACAAAGCUACGAUCAAUUUCAUCAUCAAGUAGAGUUCUCCUCAUUCUCUGCCGCCACUCCUUCUUCCACUAGCACGUCUGCAGGCUCUCUCUUCUCUGAUGAGCCAUCCUCUCCCAUGUCAUUCGCUUUAUCCGCUCCUUUUUCUCAAUCUUAUGCAACCUUCAGACGUCUUCAACAACAGCAAAUGAUGCCACCUUCUCCAAUGGAAAAGUUCAAUAGAUACAUACCUAAUUCGCCAGCCAUGAAAGCUCCAAUCAUAUCCAGCAAAAUGUCUCCUUCCUCUUCAACUUCGUCGCCUGUUGCUACUGCUGCUAAUGCCAAAACAGCCAGAAAACAAGGCUAUUUCGAUUAUUCUAUUGGUGGCAAAUACUUGACAGCCUUCCAAUAA
Molecule: messenger RNA, 2268 nt
Organism: Mucor velutinosus
Lineage: Eukaryota; Fungi; Mucoromycota; Mucoromycetes; Mucorales; Mucoraceae
Exons: 1
Coding region: 1-2268 (755 amino acids)
Biological process (GO): cell redox homeostasis
Cellular component (GO): mitochondrion; cytosol
Molecular function (GO): protein binding
Source: RefSeq, a predicted model, not a curated record